AUGUCCUUGGAGGAAAUGAAGGAUCUCCACCUGAAGGGAAAAUACCUACUACCAGAAACUCAAGAGGUGGACGGAGUCCUCAUGACCAAGUUUAUAAGUGAUAACUGGGACAAAAUCUGGAAUUUCCAAGCAAAACCUGAUGAUCUCCUCAUAGCGACCUAUGCAAAAUCAGGCACCACCUGGACACAGGAGAUUGUGGACAUGAUCCAAAAUGAUGGAGACGUGCAGAAGUGUCAAAGGGCCAACACUUUCGACCGGCAUCCUUUCAUUGAGUGGACUCUGCCACCACCCCUCAACUCAGGUUUGGAUUUGGCCAGCAAAAUGCCUUCUCCUAGAACUCUGAAGACUCAUCUGCCUGUUCAGAUGUUACCACCCUCCUUCUGGAAAGAAAAUUCGAAGAUUAUCUAUGUGGCUAGAAAUGCAAAGGACUGUCUGGUGUCCUACUAUCAUUUCUCAAGAAUGACUAAAUUGGUGCCUGAGCCUGGUACAUGGGAGGAAUUUGUUGAGACGUUCAAGGCUGGAAAAGUGCUGUGGGGCUCCUGGCAUGACCAUGUAAAGGGAUGGUGGGAAGCCAAGGACCAGCACCACAUCCUUUACCUCUUCUAUGAAGACAUGAAGGAGGACCCAAAGAGGGAAAUUCAGAAGAUAUUAAAGUUCCUGGAGAAAGAAGUAUCAGAGGAAAUUCUGAAUAAAAUAAUCUAUCACACCUCCUUUGAUGUAAUGAAGGAAAACCCAAUGGCCAACUACACCACUUUCCCAACCAGCUUCAUGGACCACUCCAUCUCCCCUUUUAUGAGGAAAGGGAUGCCGGGUGACUGGAAGCAUUAUUUUACUGUGGCCCAGAAUGAAGAAUUUGAUAAGGACUACGAGAAGAAAAUGGCAGGCAGCACCCUCACCUUCCGCACAGAGAUCUAA
This is a messenger RNA of Talpa occidentalis (Iberian mole), 915 nucleotides long. Its product is annotated as sulfotransferase 1C1-like. The transcript is spliced from 7 exons. Bases 1 to 915 code for a protein of 304 amino acids. Gene Ontology annotation, biological process: sulfation. Gene Ontology annotation, molecular function: sulfotransferase activity. Gene Ontology annotation, cellular component: cytoplasm. Lineage: Eukaryota; Metazoa; Chordata; Mammalia; Eulipotyphla; Talpidae. The record is from RefSeq and is a predicted model, not a curated record.